Molecule: messenger RNA, 1182 nt
Organism: Colletotrichum higginsianum IMI 349063
Lineage: Eukaryota; Fungi; Ascomycota; Sordariomycetes; Glomerellales; Glomerellaceae
Exons: 2
Coding region: 1-1182 (393 amino acids)
Source: RefSeq, a predicted model, not a curated record
AUGUUCCCCGGCAUUUCGUGCGCCUACACAGGCCUCUUAGAGCUCGCCUUCGCCGAUAUGGAGCGCCAGUUCGUCCUCGGCAGCGAGCAGGGGCUGGACGUCGCCCGCUCAGAGGCGGUCGCCGUCUUCGACCGGCUCGGCGGCUACAUGUUCUCGGGCCACCCGCGCAACCUGCCCAAGACGGUGCUGAAGCCCCUCGGGACUCGAGAGCCUCUGGGCCGGCGGCUGGCCGUUCCUGGACCUGGUCCCCUGGACCUCGGCGCCUUAGGCUCCGGCGGGGCCGUCAUCAAUAUGGCCCGGUGGCCCCGCUCCGCCAAGACGGGCCCGCCCUUGCUGCUCCACGUCCGGGGGCUCGAGCACCACUACGGCGCCCGGGUCGCCUCCUGCCGUGAGAGCGCCGUCUGGUUCGCCAUGCUGGGGGCGGGCGCCUUCACGAGCAAGACGGCCGUCACCGCCUUCGCCGACGAGCUCAUCCGCGAGCUCUGGAUCCCGCAGACCAAGGACUUCCUCGUCCAGCAGCUCAGGCGCCGCCUCUACGAGGGGGGCAGCGAGGCGGUCAGGUCUAUCACGAUGGAGGAGAUCGGCGCGUGCAGGGAAGCCAUAGCCGCCUGGGAGGCGGCGCCCGACGCGUUCACGUGGCAGGCGCUCCGGCAACUGUGCCGCGGCUUACGGCCCGGCGGCAAGCGGGUGCUUAUGACGGCGACCGGCUGGCGUACGCGGGACGACUUCGUGUCCGAGCUGCUGAGGUUCAUCGGGAGCGACAAGGGCAGGGGCGCCUUCGCGGCCAAGAACGCGGCGUGGCCGCCGACGUUGCACUUCGCCCUCGCCAACGGCCGGGACGCACGGGGCGGGCUCGACUCGGCCAUGUGGAUCGGCGUCUUCAAGGGCUGCCUCGCCGCCGCCGGCGUCGAGUGGGUCCCCGACUCCCCACUGGGCCGGCUGACGUCGAGGAGCGUCAUUCGGCUCGUGGGCCCGACGACGGUGGAGCCGGCGCCGUCCGGGCGGCCCACGAGGCGGAGGACGUUGCAGGACCGGGGGCGGCGCCGGGAGCAGCGCCGCCGAAUCGACCUCGGCUGUCCUGUACCCUUCACCAACAUCCCCGAGCUCGUUCUCUCCGGCUUUGAGGAGGCCAAGGUGAUAUUCUUCAGGAAGGGUGGCGACACCAGGGUCCUCGACCACUAG